This is a messenger RNA of Lagopus leucura (white-tailed ptarmigan), 515 nucleotides long. RefSeq names its product SRC kinase signaling inhibitor 1-like. The annotation marks the transcript as partial. Gene Ontology annotation, biological process: regulation of dendritic spine morphogenesis. Lineage: Eukaryota; Metazoa; Chordata; Aves; Galliformes; Phasianidae. The record is from RefSeq and is a predicted model, not a curated record. Gene Ontology annotation, cellular component: actin cytoskeleton; cytoplasm; postsynaptic density. The transcript is spliced from 3 exons.
UCGGUGACACCGCGGCCGCUCCUCUCCAUCGCGCCGAUGUGACGCGGAGGUGCCGAGCGGUGGCUGCGCGCUGCUCCUCGAGAUUUUGGAGCCGUUUCCCGGUUCCUCCCUGCCCGGGUGUCACCAUGCUUCCUCGCUGGGCGAAGCUUCCCUCGGGCGCUUCCCCUCGGCUGCGGGAGCAGGACAGAGCCUCGGAGCCCGGGGACCGCAGGCUGCCAUCGCUGCUCGUGGAUCCCGACAGGACCAGCGCCCACAUGAUCUCGGCCGACGAUGCCGAGUACCCGCGGGAGUACCGCACUUUGGGCAACGGCACGCGGCGCUUCUCCAACGUAGGUUUGGUGCACACCUCGGAGCGCCGGCACACCGUCAUCGCCGCCCAGAGCCUCGAGGCCCUCACAGGCCUCCAGAAGUCGGAGAUGGAACGCAAACGGGACGCCUUCAUGGACCACCUGAAGAAUAAAUACCCGCAGCACGCGCUGGCGCUGCGCGGGCAGCAGGAGCGCAUGCGGGAUCAG